Molecule: messenger RNA, 348 nt
Organism: Komagataella phaffii GS115
Lineage: Eukaryota; Fungi; Ascomycota; Pichiomycetes; Pichiales; Pichiaceae
Product: Subunit of the heterohexameric Gim/prefoldin protein complex
Exons: 1
Coding region: 1-348 (115 amino acids)
Biological process (GO): protein folding; chaperone-mediated protein complex assembly
Cellular component (GO): cytoplasm; prefoldin complex
Molecular function (GO): protein-folding chaperone binding
Source: RefSeq, a predicted model, not a curated record
AUGUCUCAAAAAAACCUAGAAGAUAUCAGUUUGAGAUUCAGCAAACUGCAGAAUGAGCUCAAUGAUUUGAUUAAAGCUCGUCAACAAUUGGAGACUCAGUAUCAAGAAAACAAAAUUGUCAAGGAGGAAUUUGCCAAAUUGGACGAAUCAUCCACAGUCUUCAAGCUAAUAGGCCCAGUGUUAGUGCCUCAAGAUUUUAAUGAAGCUGAUAUUAACGUGAAGAAGCGGAUAGAAUUUAUUGAAAACGAGAUAAAAAAGGUGGAAGGAAACAUUCAAGAUCACCAAAAGAAUCUGGAGACUACGAGAGACGAACUGAUAACAUUGAGGACUCAGCAAACCCAAACUUAA